AUGGCAUUAUCCCAGGCCCUACCCACCGCCAUCAACCUCCCUCCGAGGGCUCUGGCCCUGACCCUACCCUACCACCCAACCAGGACUUACUGCCGAGACGAAACCCUGUACGGGCCUACUCAGUCGACAGGCACGGCCGCUUGGUCUCACUGGCAAACAGGACACGCAGGUAUGCUUAACUCUCGCUCAACCCGCCUACGCACCGAGGCGAGAUGCUCAAGCUACCUGCGCGUACCGCGUGUCAGCCGACCACCACCCUACAAACCUCCCUCCAUAUCCCAGGCCCAACACAUCACCCAAUCAAAACUUACUGCAGGAGUCAGUCCACCAGUCAACCUAGUAUCAGAUACCAAGCAUUGCUUGAUGUCCAGACACGGGAUGACUCGACGUAUCACUCCCACAAGCCCGAUCAGUCGACCAGCACGGCCGUGGUGCCACUGCCAAAACACAGCGCAGCACCAACAGCAACAGCACAAACAACCAGACCACUCAAACGUCUCGCACAGCCCACCUAGCCUACUACGACGAGAUAUUUAG
Messenger RNA from Aspergillus chevalieri, 537 nucleotides. RefSeq lists its product as uncharacterized. Lineage: Eukaryota; Fungi; Ascomycota; Eurotiomycetes; Eurotiales; Aspergillaceae. The coding region runs from base 1 to 537 and encodes 178 amino acids. The record is from RefSeq and is a predicted model, not a curated record. The transcript has a single exon.